Messenger RNA from Leptinotarsa decemlineata (Colorado potato beetle), 693 nucleotides. RefSeq names its product fork head domain-containing protein L1. Gene Ontology annotation, biological process: regulation of transcription by RNA polymerase II; cell differentiation; anatomical structure morphogenesis. Gene Ontology annotation, molecular function: RNA polymerase II cis-regulatory region sequence-specific DNA binding; DNA-binding transcription factor activity, RNA polymerase II-specific. NCBI's taxonomy places the organism in Eukaryota, Metazoa, Arthropoda, Insecta, Coleoptera, Chrysomelidae. The record is from RefSeq and is a predicted model, not a curated record.
UCAGCAGACUUUCGGGCGACCUCCCAUUCUGGAGGGGAUGGAUUAAGCUCAUGCUCUAAAGUUAAGUCGUUUGAUGAGAUUUUCCAGUUUUCCACUGUUUAUUACAAGUGAAUGUGCUGGUGACUAAAGUUCAUGUGAUAUAUGUUUUUGGAUAACAAAUUGCAACUGAUCAUUUCAAAAGAAGCUAUAGAACCAAUGAUGUUUCCAUCACAGCAGUUGGAUCAAUGUUACUGUCUGGACCAUUUCAGUGAUUGUGUUACUCAAAACCCUUUUUUUGCCCAAAGACUAUUCAACCCCUACUACUCCCAACUGUGGUUUCCGUUACCCAUAAAAAUUCCACAACCCCGCCCAGAAAAGCCACCGUACUCCUACAUUGCACUCAUAGCCAUGGCCAUUUCCUCAUCUCCCAAACAGAGACUCACACUCAGUGGCAUAUAUAGAUUCAUCAUGGACAAUUUUCCCUACUACCGGGAAAACAAACAAGGCUGGCAGAAUUCCAUAAGACAUAAUCUGAGCUUGAAUGACUGUUUUGUGAAAGUGCCAAGGGAUAAAGUGUCACCGGGAAGUAGUGAACAGUCCGGCGGUAAAGGGAGUUAUUGGAUGUUGGAUCCUAGAGCAUCGAAUAUGUUCGAGAAGGGAAAUUAUAGAAGGAGGAAAACGAGGAGGCAGAGGAUUGCGGAAUGCACGUAUCAG